Messenger RNA from Lecanosticta acicola, 1501 nucleotides. NCBI's taxonomy places the organism in Eukaryota, Fungi, Ascomycota, Dothideomycetes, Mycosphaerellales, Mycosphaerellaceae. The record is from the annotation of a GenBank genome assembly.
AUGCUAUCAAACGGCCUAUCCCAGAUCGCUCCAGAUCACAUCUUCGAGGUCACUGCAUUGUAUGUUCCCUCCCUACCACUGUCAGUGGAUGGUGUCUGAUGGCAAGACGAAAGAUACAAUCGUGAUCCGAACCCGAACAAAGCAAACCUUGGCCAGGGAACGUACAAGACCAAUGAAGGAAAGCCUUUUGUGUUCCCUGCCGUACAGACCGCGAAAGAGCGACUUCUGAAUAGCUAUCACGAAUAUCUUCCCAUUCUGGGCUAUCCUGCAUUUCGCGAGGAAGCGAAGAAACUGGUCUUUGGCGAAGAUGCUGCAGCUGUGAAAGAAAACAGAGUGCGAUGCUACGCAAUUCGGGAAAUUUCGCCAUCAUCAAGCUAACAACAACACUCUAGGUCGCCACCUCUCAGGCACUUUCAGGGACAGGAUCUCUCCACCUAGCAGGCUCCUUCCUUCGACGUGUAUGCAGCUCUACCACCACCGUCCACAUCACCAAUCCCACCUGGAGCAACCACCGCGCCGUCUUCGAGACCGUCGGUUUCCCGGUAAAAUCAUACGAAUAUCUAGAUUCCGCCGGCCGAUUCGAUUUCUCCUCCCUCCUCACCGCUCUCCAGAACGCUCAUUCGGGCGACAUUUUCAUUCUCCACGCCGUGGCUCACAACCCCAGUGGCUGCGACCCUUCCCCGUCGCAAUGGUCUCAGAUCCGCUCCAUCAUGCAAGCCAAACAACUCUUCCCCCUCUUGGACGCUGCCUAUCUCGGUCUUACAUCCGGGGACUUCGACGCCGACGCCUGGGCCAUUCGCCAUUUCGCUUCCCACGGCAUGGAAAUCGCCGUGUGCGUGAGUUUUGCGAAGAACAUGGGCCUCUACAGUGAACGUGCGGGGGCUUUGCAUUUCGUCACCACUUCGGAGGCGGAGGUGAGGGUGGUGGAAUCGCAUUUGGAAUGGUUGAUAAGGAGUGAGAUUUCCAACCCGCCGGCUUUUGGGGCGAGGGUUGCGGCGGAGGUUCUGGGGGAUGAGGCAUUGAGGGGGUCUUGGAAGGAGGAUCUGAGGGGGAUGACUUUGAGGUUGAAGGCUAUGAGGGCGCGGUUGGUGGAGGAGUUGAAGCGGCUUGGUAAGUUUCUCAUCUGAUAUGAUUGCGGUUGUCUUUGUGAUUUUGGACUCUCUUGCUGACGUGGGGUUUGCUGGAAAAAAGGUUGUCCUAAAAACUUUGACCAUGUCGUUGAAGAAGCUGGCAUGUUUACGAUUCUAGGUCUCACUCGCGGCGAAGUGCAUUUGCUUCGAGGUAUGUUGUUGAUCCAAAUCCAUUGCGCGCUACGAUCAUGCUAACUCCUCUCUGCUCUCCACCAGACGAGUAUUCGAUUUACAUGGCGGAUAGCUCGCGCAUCUCCGUCGCAGGGUUGAACGAGGGCAAUGUCGUCUAUAUUGCUGAAGCGAUCAACGCCAUCUGUUCGGCUACUCGGCAGCCCCAAGCUGCUGGACAGCAGAUUACCCCGAGCCUUUAG